AUGUCAGACGACGUUGAGAUGACCAUCAACCUGGCCCUCUUUGGCAGGACGCAGAGUGGGAAGAGCUCUGCAGGCAAUAGCUUGCUGGGCAGCACUGACUUCCCUAGCUACUUGGCUCCGCGUUCGGUGACCAAGUCCUGCAGCCUCGGUCGAAGCUGCCGAAUCCCCCACUUCAUGAGGCGCGGUGGAAAAGAAGUGACCCUGAAGCUGCAAGUGUUAGACACACCAGGCUAUCCCCACAGCAGCCUGGACCAGCAGCAGGUGAAACAGGACGUGAAGGAAGCCCUCGCCAGGCACUUCGGACAGGAGGGUCUCCACCUCGCCCUACUGGUCCUGAGAACAGACGUGCCCCUCUGUGGAGAGGGGGAAUGGGCCUCUCUGCAGCUGAUGCAGGAACUUCUUGGUCCUGCAUGGAAGAAUUUUACUGCCAUCCUUUUCACUCAUGCAGAAAAACUAGAAGAAGCUCAACUCAGCGAGAAAGAAUACUUACACACUGCUUCUCAUCCACUGGUAACUCUAUUGGACUCUGUUCAACAGAGAUAUGUUUUUCAAAACAACCAAAAAAUUCCACUUAAGGAACAAAGAAUACUAACUUUAAAAAGAAUCAUAGAAUUUGUAAAAGAAAAUUGUUAUCAAGUACUUUAUUUUAAAUAAAAG
Gracilinanus agilis (Agile Gracile Mouse Opossum) is the source of this 657-nucleotide messenger RNA. RefSeq names its product GIMAP family P-loop NTPase domain containing 1 (gene GIMD1). The transcript has 2 exons. The record is from RefSeq and is a predicted model, not a curated record. Gene Ontology annotation, molecular function: GTP binding. The coding region runs from base 1 to 654 and encodes 217 amino acids. NCBI's taxonomy places the organism in Eukaryota, Metazoa, Chordata, Mammalia, Didelphimorphia, Didelphidae.